Phlebotomus papatasi is the source of this 1434-nucleotide messenger RNA. It is a transcript of the gene Pex13, whose product is annotated as peroxisomal membrane protein PEX13. Gene Ontology annotation, biological process: protein import into peroxisome matrix, docking. Bases 260 to 1324 code for a protein of 354 amino acids. NCBI's taxonomy places the organism in Eukaryota, Metazoa, Arthropoda, Insecta, Diptera, Psychodidae. Gene Ontology annotation, molecular function: protein binding. Gene Ontology annotation, cellular component: peroxisome; peroxisomal membrane; peroxisomal importomer complex. The record is from RefSeq and is a predicted model, not a curated record. The transcript has 5 exons.
CCCAAAAACAAAAUGUCAGAUUAUUAGUGAAAAAUUUUGUCUUUCACCUUCCUUUUCUCUGUUUUCUCUUGAAUUUUCACCCUUUUCCGCUGGUAGAAAUUAUUGUUUCCUACCAAAAAAGUCUGUGAAAUGUGUUAGAGAGUGUUGUGCAAUAGAAAAGUGCUGCAGAAGAGGCACCAAUUCAGAGAAAUAAGAGACUGUUUGCGAUUGCAGAUUGAUCUAGUGUGUGGGAAAAAGUGGGACAAUUGAGGCAGAAAAAAUGGAUUCAGAGAGUCACACUUUAGAGCCACCGACAAAUUUUCAAAAUAUCAUGUCCCCGGAAAGUCCAAUAAAUGGUCGAAUAAAUACACAUAUGGGGCGGAUCCCCACGAGUAUGCCACCACCCCUGCCACCACGACUUCAGCCACCCAGUCAGGGUUUUGGGUCGUCCUUUGCACCGCCCUUUGGAGGCUAUCAGAGCAUGUACGGAGGGUACGGAAGUGGGGCAGGAUUUGGGGCGUACGGCGGGGGUUAUGGGGGCUUCGGGGGCUAUAGCAGCUAUGGGGGAUAUGGUGCUGGGCAAUAUGGACGGUACGGGGGCUACCGUGGAUACAACAUUGAUGCGGAAAAUCGGUUUAUCCAAAUGGCCGAGGAGACUUCAAGACCGGCUCUGCAGAGCAUUGAGAAUCUCGUGGCGGCAUUUGGGAACAUCGCAUCGAUGCUAGAUUCAACAUUCUUUGCCAUCAACAGCUCCUUCAGGGCAAUCCUUGGAGUCACAGCAAAUGUGGGCAAAUUGCGGGGGCUCUUCACCCAAUUCAUCUCAACCUUUACGCUUUUCAGGGGACUGACAUGGUUGUGGAGGAAAAUUCUUUACACAUUCGGCGUAUCGAAAAUUCCGCCGAAUGCUGCAAGUUUUGGGGCGGCUUUUGAGGCUGCAGCGGCUCAGAUGGACAAUCCCCAUGCGGGAGAGAAAGCUCCAGGACAGAAGACAAGCGCAUGGCCUGUUCUUCUCUUCCUGGGCUUUAUUCUCUCAGCUCCUUACCUCAUAAUGAAGUUCCUAGGAGUCGCAUCGACAACAUCUAUUGAAGAAAGCAAAAAUCCUCAGAACUGGACCAACUACAUUCCCACACGGGUUCUGUAUGACUUUGAGGCGACCAGUCCGCAGGAAUUGUCUAUCCAAACUGGACAGGUGAUUCGUGUGGCGCCCAAAGAUGUGCAGAAUCUGCAUUCGUUGAUGAACACGGGCUGGGCUCUGGCGUCAAUUGAUGGAUAUGUGUCUGGAUUGGUGCCCAUCAACUACCUCUCACGGCCCGGAGAGGUGCCCCAGCCAUCAAAUGGACUCUAGAAGGGGCUGCUCAAGGGGAGUGGAUUAUUCUUAAAGAAAAAAAAAAAACAAAAAAAAUUUAACUGGGAGGGUGAGAAAUUAAGUAGAGAGAGUGUUUGUAAAUAAGAAAA